GAUUAGGGGAAAAGCAAGAAUCAAAUAACCUAAAAUCUCCUCUUCCAGAUCUAUAGCAUUAAUGACACUGCCAGGGCUUGAAAGGAGUAUUUCCUUGUGGACUGGUACUGUGCAAACUUUCCACCCUUGUUACAGAAAACAGCUGGAGGCAGCGCUACCCUGGGAGCUCUCGGAGGCUGGACAGAGAUAAAGGACUCCUUUUCUCUUUGCUGCUAGAGCAAUUAGCAUACCUGCCCGCCAUCAUUAACACAAAGAACACAAAAUAAAUAACUUCAAAUAAGUAUAAUAAGAAUAAAAUAUAAAAAUAUGUAGGUAAAAGGCAGGCAUCUGUCCCAGCCUCACUGUUUCUGAGGUGCUUGUUUGAAGGUAGGCAUCUCCUUUGAUCCCUUGUAAACGAUUACGUCCCUGUCUUUGGAAAUGCUCAAUUGUUUCAUUGUUUCUGGAAGUUACAGCUCUCCUUUAGCUUGCAGUUGGAAACUUGGCCUAAAUGACAGCUGUGCAGGCCUCUCCCCGGCUUGGCCCAGCGGGAGCCCUAAUGUACUUCAUUCAGGGCUGGGAGCUGCUUUUAAUCUAUCAGCACGACUUCGCAGCUGCUGUUAGCUAGUCAAAAACUGUGUGUGCACAGGGCUUAGCGUCUGUAACCCUUUCUGUACUGUGCUGUCUUUCAGGGAAUAGAAGCAGGCAAGCAAAGCUCCUGAUCCACGUGCCAACCCUCAGGACAGUGUACAGCCACAUAUACUACAGCACGUGCACAGCCACAUAUACUACAGCACGUGCACAGCCACAUAUACUACAGCACGUGCAGAGCCACAUAUGCUACAGCAACAGCACAGCAAAGCAGAGGACAGAAUGGAGCAUCACCAGGUCCAGCACUCGCAGGCAUUGGGAAGCAGAGGACAGCAUGGAGCAUCACCAGGUCCAGCACUCACAGGCAUUGGGAAGCAGAGGACAGCAUGGAACAUCACCAGGUCCAGCACUCGCAGGCAUUGGGAAGCAGAGGACAGCAUGGAGCAUCACCAGGUCCAGCACUCGCAGACAUUGGGAAGCAGAAGACCGCAUGGAGCAUCACCAGGUCCAGCACUCGCAGGCAUUGGGAAGCAGAGGACAGAAUGGAGCAUCACCAGGUCCAGCACUCGCAGGCAUUGGGAAGCAGAGGACAGCAUGGAGCAUCACCAGGUCCAGCACUCACAGGCAUUGGGAAGCAGAGGACAGCAUGGAACAUCACCAGGUCCAGCACUCGCAGGCAUUGGGAAGCAGAGGACAGCAUGGAGCAUCACCAGGUCCAGCACUCGCAGGCAUUGGGAAGCAGAGGACAGCAUGGAGCAUCACCAGGUCCAGCACUCGCAGGCAUUGGGAAGCAGAGGACAGCAUGGAGCAUCACCAGGUCCAGCACUCGCAGGCAUUGGGAAGCAGAGGACAGCAUGGAGCAUCACCAGGUCCAGCACUCGCAGGCAUUGGGAAGCGGAGGACAGCAUGGAGCAUCACCAGGUCCAGCACUCGCAGGCAUUGGGAAGCAGAGGACAGCAUGGUGCAUUACCAGGUCCAGCACUCGCAGGCAUUGGGAAGCCGAGGACAGCAUGGAGCAUCACCAGGUCCAGCACUCACAGGCAUUGGGAAGCCGAGGACAGCAUGGAGCAUCACCAGGUCCAGCACUCGCAGGCAUUGGGAAGCCGAGGACAGCAUGGAGCAUCACCAGGUCCAGCACUCGCAGGCAUUGGGAAGCAGAGGACAGCAUGGUGCAUUACCAGGUCCAGCACUCCCAGACAUUUGGAAGGAAAUGUAUGGUACUAGACAAGCAUGCUACACUUUAAGAAGGAUUUAUUUUUUUGUUUUAUUUUUUUAAAAGGUCCCUCUGCAAAAUUCAUGGAUGCAGCUAUCUGUGCUCCACUUCCACAUCACAGUACAGCACCUUGUUGCCUCAAACUCAAUUAGCAGGUCUAGUUCUGCCUGGCUGCAUUUAAACAAUUAUUUGAGACAAGGUGUAGCGCUUGACAUCCUUCACUCCAUCAAUAUCAAUAUUUUAUUUUCACAGGAGAUGCACCCAUUAACCCUUUAAGAAAAGACAUUACAGGGCUGUAUCUCUAUUCCUUUGUGCAUUUUACAACAUAAAAAAAAUGUAUGAGACUAAUACUCACACACACACACACACACACACACACAACGAAGUGCAGCAACUUUAACGGGAGACUAAUAACAGGCUGUCUGAGAAGUGCUGAAAAACUUCAGCGAGGCGGGUAAGACUGGGAGAAAAUCAAAGGUUUGGCAAUACGGACAAAGGUUAUUAAUGUAGUGGGAGGCAAACAAGAGGGGAGAAAACAGAGCAGCUUACUCUGCAACACAUCUAAAAACAGGUGGGUGGAAAGCAAGUGAAAUCUUGAAGCCGAUUUCUACACCACUAACAGAGAGAGGCAGCUAAGAGACACACACAGGGCUGACUGACUUACUCAUUUUCCUAAAAAGAGCCGUCAACAAAUACUUGAGCUCACCAUGCAACUGUGAUGACCAGGAGAUUGAUAUUUGCUUGUCAUUUCAAACCAGCUUCUUCUAAUACAUAAUCAACAUCAUCCUUCUAUUCAGUGUGUGUCGUUUUAUUGCCUCCUUUACAUACUGUUACAUCAAAGGAUUACAAAUAAGGGAAAUAAAACACAGCCUCAAGGAAAGAAGUAAAAUAAGAUUAAGAAACAGAAGACAGUGUGACAGAGUACAGUGCACUGUGAAGUUAAACUGACACAUUGACACAGAACCUGGAGCCUUAUGCAUUCUUCAGCAAUCAUGUACUUCCCAAAGGUUUUUACUCACUGCAAAAAUCUGGAGUCUUACUUUAACUAACAAAAGAGUUAAAUGCGAUCUGCUGCUACAGACAUCAACAUAAAUAAAGAGGUAUCCAGAUCAACAGCUCUGCCCCGGAGGGACUUGGAGAGUGGGAGGGGAGAGAGGGAUGUACAAUCACCAAAUAGAAAUAGGUAAAGUUCUUAGAAUGUGCCCCCUGAGGCAUGAAGAACCACACUCUCAGAUAUCAAAUCCCUCCAGCGAAAUUCACACCACAAGACAAAAAGAACAAAAUACAGUAUAUAUUUAUAUAUACAAAAAACAGGAACAUUUUGCAUACAACAAGAUCCCAACAAGUCAUCCUAGGAUUUUCAGCAGGAUCCUGCUGCAAGAAGCUCAUUUCCUGAUUGGAGGGAAGGAGGUUUGUGCCUGGACUAGUACUGCUUUUCUUUUUCCAUCCCUUUCUCUGAGGACAAAGCUCCCUGCUCCCAGGAGUUCAUCAGUACCCUGCGCUACGCUCCAGACUCCCCAGGCGUUCAUCAGUACCCUGCGCUACGCUCCAGACUCCCCGGGCGUUCAUCAGUACCCUGCGCUACGCUCCAGACUCCCCGGGCGUUCAUCAGUACCCUGCGCUACGCUCCAGACUCCCCGGGCGUUCAUCAGUACCCUGCGCUACGCUCCAGACUCCCCGGGCGUUCAUCAGUACCCUGCGCUACGCUCCAGACUCCCCGGGCGUUCAUCAGUACCCUGCGCUACGCUCCAGACUCCCCGGGCGUUCAUCAGUACCCUGCGCUACGCUCCAGACUCCCCGGGCGUUCAUCAGUACCCUGCGCUACGCUCCAGACUCCCCGGGCGUUCAUCAGUACCCUGCGCUACGCUCCAGACUCCCCGGGCGUUCAUCAGUACCCUGCGCUACGCUCCAGACUCCCCGGGCGUUCAUCAGUACCCUGCGCUACGCUCCAGACUCCCCGGGCGUUCAUCAGUACCCUGCGCUACGCUCCAGACUCUCCGGGCGUUCAUCAGUAUCCUGCGCUACGCUCCAGACUCCCCGGGCGUUCAUCAGUACCCUGCGCUAAACUCCAGCCACCCCCACCUCCCUUUUCCAUUGUAAUUCCCUUCCUCUGCCGAGUGUGGAUGAAGAAACAGGGUCCUGUGGAAGAGAGGAGGGACUAUUGUACAAGGGUACUGGUACAAAACAGAAGAUCAUCCAUUGCUGGUUAAAGAAACAACUGAUAAGAGACAGGUUGUGAGCCUCGAAGAGGCAGAUGCACCUCUCUUCAUCCAAGUACAGAUCAUGUAAUGAAGUGCUUUACUGGAUUAAGACGUGCAACACUUGUAAAAAGUGACAGCAAAUCACUGUGCCGAAGCGCUGGUAACACUGCACAUGGAGAACCAGACAGAGCAAAUCAUAAUCUCGAGACCAGGCACAGACCUGCAGGCUGAAACCAUGCAGGCAGUCAUAUUGUGCAGAACUCUGGAAAACAGAAAAAACACCUGUUAAAUGUCCAGGACUGACAAGAAAUCAAUAGGAGAACCCUGCUGCCCCAGGUCAGUGAGCCGGGGCCAGUUAGAAAUGUCCCCCCCCGCCCUCUCUAUUAGCGUCUGUACUGCUGGAUAAAAGUGCCGUACAUGAGACUCAUUCAGGCAAAAGCACCUCCCCCAAUUCCCUAUUUAGAAUCUCUGCUCCCAUCCCCACUGCCCCGGACAAGCUCACAACUGCAGCACCUCACUUUGAUUUUCAUAUUGCUGUUGUUUCUUAUUACUGUGUAAAAAAAUUUAAAAAAAUUAAAAAAAAGUGCAGUGAGUGUUGAUGUGUGAGGCAGGGAUGAGAGGACUAAAACAUGCUGCUUUCCUCGUCAGUCUUCUCGCAUGAGUUACCACUAUCAGACAGAGAGAGAGAGA
Polyodon spathula (Mississippi paddlefish) is the source of this 4671-nucleotide messenger RNA. RefSeq lists its product as uncharacterized. The transcript is spliced from 2 exons. The coding region runs from base 954 to 1811 and encodes 285 amino acids. Lineage: Eukaryota; Metazoa; Chordata; Actinopteri; Acipenseriformes; Polyodontidae. The record is from RefSeq and is a predicted model, not a curated record.